GACAAUGGUUUAUGUGUUUGUUAUGUUCUGUAAUUUUAUUUCUGUUUUAUUAUUUCUGUUUUGUUUUAUAAAAGCUUUGGCAAUACCUGAGCGCUCUCGUCAUGCCAAUAAAGCAUUAUUUGAAUUUCAAUUUGAGAGCGAGAGCGAGAGCGAGAGAGCGAGAGAGCGAGAGAGCGAGAGAGAGAGAGAGAGAGAGAGAGAGAGAGAGCGAGCUAGCUGUUUUACCAGACAGACGACUACCACUCCUCGGCUGAAACUUCUGCGGUUACAGCUAAGAUUUCGACAACUAGAAAUUUUGGAUCAAAUUUCAAAACAUUUUUGGGCAGUGAGAUUACGAAGAUGUCUGACAACGGCACUGCCAGCGAGCCUGCGCACGAGAGCGCCCUGCACGGGCUGCACGUGCUCUCCAUGGUCGUGUACUCCCUCACCUUCCUCCUGGGCACCACGGGCAACGGCCUGGUCAUCUGGAUCACCGGCUUCAAGAUGAAGAAGACCGUCAACACCGUGUGGUUCCUCAACCUGGCCAUCGCCGACUUCGUCUUCACUGCCUUCCUGCCCCUCACCAUCGCCACCAACGCACUGGGAUUCAGGUGGGUCUUCGGGGGCUUCAUGUGCAAGCUGAACUCGGGGGUCCUGGUCACGACUAUGUACAGCAGCGUGUUCCUCCUCGCCGCCAUCAGCCUGGACCGCUGCGUCUCCGUGGUGGCCGCCGUUUGGGCGCACAACUUCCGCACGGUCCGGAAGGCCUACCUCGCCUGCUUCCUCCUCUGGGCAGCCGCCCUCCUCAUGAGCUCCCCCUAUUUCGCUUUCCGCGACACGGUCGAGGAUCGCAACGUGACGUGCUGCUCCUUCCGGCGCCACAACUAUUCAUCCGAAGCCCUGUCGAGCACGCUCAAGACCCUGACCCUGGUGCGGUUCUUGUUUGCCUUCGUCUUCCCUUUCCUGGUCAUCGUCUCCUGCUACGUCCUCAUCGCGCAACGGUACCGCGCCACGCAGCGUCAGCGCUCUUACAAACCGCUCAGAAUCGUGGUCGCCGUCGUCCUGACCUUUUUCGUCUGCUGGCUUCCCUUCCACGUCCUCCAGCUCGUGGAACUGAGAGCCCACGUCACAGAUGACCCUUUUCUGUGGAUGCUGGUGGAUUUCGGGAUGCCCAUCGCCACCGGCUUGGCUUUCUUCAACAGCUGCAUGAACCCGAUCCUCUACGUGUGCAUGUGUCAGGACUUCCGGGAGAAGUUCAGGAAGUCCUUCCUGCUGGUGAUUGAAAGCGCCUUCGUGGAGGAGGGGACUCUGUACGCCCUGAGCGCGUCCCGGCGCUCCACGGUCCAGAUGGAGUCCUUGGUUAACGGGAACAAACAGGACAGCACUGCAGGGUGAGCCCGAAGCCGGAGACUGUGAACCGCGCCGAACACUGGACCAUACCGAAUACAGACAGACUUGCAGAUCCCCUUUCAGUCACUGCUUUAUGAUUGUACCAUGUUACGUUUCCUAUCUAGAUCUAUUUUAUAAUGCGUGUAUGUUUUUUUGUUUUGUUUUUUUUCAGGGCAGCUUCCCGAACUCCAUAGAGUUCACACAAACUGCUUAAAAAUGUCUAAAAUUCUAACAGAAAAUCACGUCCAAAGGGGAUAUAUUUGGAAACAUUGCAGGAGUCCGGAGGUGAGCUUGGUUCACAGCACACAGGGUUUAUUUUAAUAGUUAAAACCUCAUCUUCCGAGUGUUGGGCCUCUAUUCCUGUAGAAGAGAUGCCAUCUCGUUGCAGUUUGGGUGUUCAAACUCAACGCUCACACACCCAACACAUCGCGUAUUAACGUAUUAUACCACUCCGAAUCAGAUCUGGAACCCAGGAACUACUAUUCAAAAAUAAAAAAAGCACUGCUUUUUUUUUUUUGAAUUGGUUGGUUUCUCGAACAUGACUCAUAAGAUCUUAAUAUGACUGAUUCCUCUUCAGAAAUCUGUUGCCCUUAAUGAGAAAUGUAAAAAUGCAGCAAAGCCAAACGUAUUCAUAUCCUGUGUAUGAAACCCGCGGUAACCACGGUGACAGAACGGGUUCCAGUGUAUUUCAUGCAGCUUGUUCGCAUGCUUCUCUCGUCCUUCUUUUUGCAGCCAGGUCCGUUUUUAUUCCAUGCAUUUAUUAUCAUUAUUAUUUUUUAAAUUCUCUUGCAGAGGAGCUGAUCAUAAUAAAGCAGUCUUUGUGAAUUGAGCCGGACUGUGUGCUGGUUUUGCUUCUGAGACGGCAGUGUGGGUUACUCUAAUGAUAAAAGGUUCAACCGAUGUGAAAUAUAGGUCAGCUGUGGUGUUCACUCAGUUUGAUGUAGGCAGUGUGAGGUCAUCUAUUAAAGGACUCUUCUCCAUAUCCACUUAAAUGCUGUCCAUGCACGCAUCCAGAGUAAUGCUGACGUGCAGGGGUGCUCGAAGCUGGCCCUUCCCCGCCUGCUCUUUCUACCUGAACCCGGUUCUAAAGUGUUUGAUUGAAUCAAUUAACCCUCCACCCAGACCCUGAAGGUCUCCCUGCCCCUGUUAAACAAGCCUGGAGUGGAAUGAUCCUCCAGGACUGAUGACAUCACGAAAAAGUUAAAAACACUCCAAUGGACAGUUUCUCAUACUUUCAUGCACUUCAUUUGCUGUCUUUCUGCAGAGCUGAAAAUGUUGUUUUUCUUCUUAUUUUUUUUAAUGUCCUGAUCAAUAACCCUGUUUUAUUUUGCAGAGCUUCUCUCUGCAAGUGAUGUUGCCACUUCCUUCCUCCUCAAAACCCUCUUUGGAGGAAGCUGUGAGCGUUGUUCUCCCCACACUUCUCAGCUUCAGAGGGCCAGGUUGUCUGCGGUUUUCACACAUACAAGGUUACUGCUAAUAUAUAUUAUCACGAAUAUAUCUACGGUGCCAACGAGCCCCUGCCCACGCACUUUUUAAACGGAGGGGGGCUUGUGUCCGAAGCAGCAAAUAACUGGAGAACUUUAAAAAUAAAUAAAUAAAGACUAGCUCCACAGGCUAUAAAGCUAAACAAAUACUUUGUAGACAGGAUCAGUAUAUUUCUUCUUU
This is a messenger RNA of Acipenser ruthenus (sterlet), 3033 nucleotides long. RefSeq names its product chemerin-like receptor 1. Gene Ontology annotation, biological process: phospholipase C-activating G protein-coupled receptor signaling pathway; inflammatory response; positive regulation of cytosolic calcium ion concentration. NCBI's taxonomy places the organism in Eukaryota, Metazoa, Chordata, Actinopteri, Acipenseriformes, Acipenseridae. The record is from RefSeq and is a predicted model, not a curated record. The transcript has 2 exons. Gene Ontology annotation, cellular component: plasma membrane. Bases 340 to 1374 code for a protein of 344 amino acids. Gene Ontology annotation, molecular function: G protein-coupled receptor activity; complement receptor activity.